AUGGCCAGAGCCACAACAGUCCAAGAUGUCAUUAUCACACCGGUGGCAUUUCAUGACAUGCCGCUGUUGAAUAGCGUGGGUGUACAUGAACCAUUUGCUUUGCGUAGUAUCAUCGAGGUGAUCACAGAGGAUAGCUAUGGACUGGGGGAGUCCUAUGGAGAUUCGACCCAUCUAGCGAGGCUUCGGAAAGCGGCGAAGCAGAUCAAAGGCCUCUCGGUCUACAGCACCAAUUCCAUCUACAAGGUGUGUGUUGAUUCUCUGGUAGAUGAUACCAGUACGGGCGGAGAUGGGAUGGCUGGCAUGGUAACCACGGCAUCGGCCGCUGACAAAGUGUUUUCUCCUUUCGAAGUCGCAUGUCUCGAUAUUCAGGGGAAGCUGGCAGGUCUGCCAGUAAGCGAUCUGCUCGGCGGACGUGUCAGGGACAAUGUGCAAUACUCGGCGUAUCUAUUCUACAAGUGGGCUGGACAUCCUGGACAACCGGAUGACGAGUACGGGGUUGCCCUGGAUCCCGAAGGUGUGGUCAAUCAAGCACGGAAGAUGAUUGAUGAGUAUGGUUUCAAGGCUAUCAAACUCAAGGGUGGAGUCUUUCCACCGGCCCAAGAGGUGGAAGCUAUGAAAGCCUUACAUGCCGCAUUUCCUGGAGUGCCACUUCGCCUCGAUCCUAAUGCUGCGUGGACGGUAGAGACCUCGAUAUGGGUGGCAAAGGAGUUGGAAGGUAUUGUGGAAUACUUGGAGGAUCCUGCGCCAGAAAUCGAGGGAAUGGCUGCAGUAGCCAAAGCAGCUCCUAUGCCACUGGCCACAAAUAUGGCAGUUGUCGCAUUUUCUCACCUCCCUGCCAGCAUUCUCCAAGAUGCAGUCCAGGUCAUUCUAUCUGACCAUCACUUCUGGGGAGGACUGCGAAAAUCUCAGACACUAGCAGCAAUAUGUGCGAUAUGGGGGAUGCGACUGUCGAUGCACUCAAACAGCCAUUUGGGCAUCUCAUUAGCGGCCAUGACACAUCUGGCAUCUGCAACAACCAACCUUGAUUAUGCUUGCGACACGCACUGGCCAUGGAAGCGGCGUGACGAGGAUGUCAUAGUCGAUGGCGCUCUGAAAUGGGUCGAUGGAGGCGUCGAGGUGCCCACCGCUCCAGGACUGGGGAUCGAAUUGGACAGACAGAAACUGGCACAUCUUCAUCAACAAUAUCUCGAUUGUGGGCUACAGAAGCGAGACGACACCACCUACAUGCAAAGGUUCCAGCCGGAAUUUUCAGCCAAAAUACCAAGGUGGUAG
Messenger RNA from Exophiala bonariae, 1272 nucleotides. RefSeq lists its product as uncharacterized. Bases 1 to 1272 code for a protein of 423 amino acids. The record is from RefSeq and is a predicted model, not a curated record. The transcript has a single exon. Lineage: Eukaryota; Fungi; Ascomycota; Eurotiomycetes; Chaetothyriales; Herpotrichiellaceae.